AUGAACGAAAGUUUAAUGAACCCAGAGGAUUCUUAUCGUCUAGAAGGAGUGAUUGGUGAAGGAUCAUAUGGUCAAGUGUAUAAGGCUACUCAAUUAGAGAACGGGAAGGUUGUUGCAAUAAAAAUAGUUCCAACAACAGGGGAAAUAGAAUCAUUGAAAAGGGAAAUUCAAAUACUGCGUGAUUGUAGAAGUGAUAACAUAGUUAAAUACUUUGGAUCGUAUCAUUCAAAUGGACAAUUAUGGUUAGUGAUGGAAUAUUGUGCAGGAGGAAGUGUCAUCGAUUUAGUUAAAGCAAUGAGUUUUAAUGGUUCUUCAUUGCCCGAAGAGUUAAUAGCCACUAUCCUAUAUCAAACACUUAAAGGAAUUGAUUACAUGCACAAUCAUAAGAAGAUCCAUAGAGAUAUUAAAUGCGGAAACAUCCUCAUCGAUCACAUUGGCAACAUCAAAUUGGCUGAUUUCGGAGUCUCAACUUAAUUGGUGCACACAAUGGCUGACACAGACACAGUUAUUGGCAGUCCCUUUUGGAUGUCUCCAGAGAUCCUCUUAAAGUCUCGUUAUAAUAAGAAAACUGAUAUCUGGUCGUUAGGUAUCACUGCCAUCGAAAUGGCCGAAGGAGAACCACCCUAUGCUCAUAUUCAUCCAAUUAGGGCCAUGUUUGCAAUUAAGAACAAUCCACCAAACUCAUUGACUGAUCAAACCCGAUGGUCGAAAGAAUUCAAUGCUUUUGUUAAGAAGUGUCUGAUCUUGGAUCCCAAAGAGAGACCAUCCACUAAGGAAUUGUUACAGGAUCCAUUCUUCUAGAGAUUCUGCAAGAGUAGAGAGUAUGUUCAAUAGUUUAUGAUCAAGAAUUCUAAGGUGAUCGAAAACUACAAAAGGUAAAAAUAGAAUAAACAACACGAAUAACAAUUCGAGUAAUCCCAGGAAAAGGGAAUAGUCUAAUUGGAUACUCUGGUUGAAUGUGAAGAGGAGGAGGAUUUGGGAACUAUGAUUGUCAAUGACAUUGAUGCUAUACCUAUGAAUGAAACUGGAACUAUGUUAGAACAUCAAUAUCAGGAUGUUGAAGUUUAUGAGAAGGCCAUGAAUAGAGUGUCUGAAUAUGGCUUAUAGAGUCUUAAUCAAAUGAGAACACCUGUCACUGAAUCUCCUUUUAGAAAAUAAAAGUAAAUUGAAGACAAAAUUCAACAAUUGAAUGAGGAGAUGAACAACGAAAUCAAAAAGAUUAAACAAAAAUAUGGAGAUCAAAUUCAAUCCUUAUAAAAACUGUUACAGCAAGUUUCUGUGCAAAAACAUGAAUCCCAUAAAUCAGUGCAUGAAUAAAAGUUGAUCCCACAAUCAACCAAUUACUAUAGAUAACUAGAUUUCAAACACAAGACUUCUGCUCCUUCAACUCCUGUUUAAAUGCAAACUAAGUAGAAGUCCUAACAAGAAAACAUCAAUUUGGAAAAUCAAUUGAAACCAACUAAAUUUUAAUAAACUAAUUUACAAAAAUUGCAAUUAUAAAUAUAGAAUAGAAUACAUGAUGCUCCUAAAGUAGAUAAUAAUUCAAAAAUACUAAAACAAUUAAUUAACAGAAAGAAUUGA
Paramecium tetraurelia is the source of this 1581-nucleotide messenger RNA. RefSeq lists its product as uncharacterized. The transcript is spliced from 4 exons. Gene Ontology annotation, biological process: intracellular signal transduction; protein phosphorylation; regulation of MAPK cascade. Gene Ontology annotation, molecular function: protein kinase activity; ATP binding. NCBI's taxonomy places the organism in Eukaryota, Ciliophora, Oligohymenophorea, Peniculida, Parameciidae. The record is from RefSeq and is a predicted model, not a curated record.